ACAGUCUUGGCACGCUAGACCAGAUUCUGCAAUGAAGUGGCGGGCCCACUUCCUCCUUGCCGCGCCGCGUGAGAGGUCGACAGCCGCGCGCUCUACGCGAAACUCCAGAAAUUGAUCAAGAGCUUUGCGGAUAGCUCUCAGCAGUUCGACAUUUGCGCUCGAAUCACUUCUUAUACCUCUGUCUGAAGCCAUCAGUCAGUUUCGAGUCGCGUUGCAUUUCCCUUGACCGACCGUUCAUCACGCAGCGCCAUCUCCAACAUGGAGAGCUUCGAUAAUAUCUACCUGGACCUGUCAAAAAACCCAGGAAAAUGCAAGCUGGCAGAAAGUGGUCUGGGAUGGAAGCCGUCAGGCGGAGGUGAUACGUUUACCCUGGACAGCAGCAACAUCGGUGCGGCGCAAUGGAGCCGAGCGGCGAAGGGAUAUGAGCUGAAGAUCCUGUCGCGGACUUCUGGUGUCAUUCAGCUAGAUGGUUUCGAACAAGAGGAUUUCGAGCGAGUUAGCAAAGCGUUCAGGAUCUGGUACGGCAUCAACGUCGAGAGCCGCGAGCACGCCCUCCGCGGAUGGAACUGGGGUAAGGCAGAGUUCACCAAGGCAGAGCUGGCAUUCAACGUGCAGAACCGUCCCGCGUUCGAAAUCCCAUACACUGAGAUCUCCAACACCAAUCUGGCUGGAAAGAACGAAGUGGCGGUCGAAUUUGCUCUUCCCACAGAUGGCCAUGCAAACGGUGCGAAUGGCCGGCCAGAUGGGAGCACAAAGAACCGUGGUCGGAAGGCUGGUGCUGGCGCGGAUGAACUCGUAGAAAUGAGAUUCUAUAUCCCAGGCACGGUUGUCAAGAAGGAAAAGGAGGGAGACGAGGAGAACGAGGGAGAGGAAGAAGAGCAGAAUGCGGCCAAUCUCUUCUAUGAGACCCUCAUGGACAAAGCUGAGAUUGGAGAUGUGGCCGGUGACACGUUCGCCACUUUCCUGGAUGUGCUACAUCUUACUCCAAGAGGUCGGUUCGAUAUCGAUAUGUACGAGUCCUCUUUCCGGUUACGUGGAAAGACGUACGACUACAAGAUCCAGUAUGCUUCGAUCAAGAAGUUCUUCCUACUACCCAAGAACGACGACACCCAUACGCUUAUCGUCCUGGGUCUCGACCCUCCGCUCCGUCAGGGUCAAACGAGAUAUCCUUUCCUUGUCAUGCAGCUGAAGCUGGACGAGGAAAUCAGCAUAGAACUCAAUAUGACCCAGGAGCUCCUUGAGACUCGAUACAAGGACAAGCUGGAGCCUCGCUAUGAGGAGCCUAUCCACCAGGUGAUCACGAAGAUCUUCCGUGGUCUUUCGGGCAAGAAGGUCAUCAUGCCAUCCAAAGACUUCGUCAGCCACCACGGACACAGCGGAGUCAAGUGCUCGAUCAAGGCGAAUGAAGGUCUCCUGUUCUGCCUGGACAAGAGUUUCAUGUUCGUUCCCAAGCCGGCCACAUACGUCCAGAUCGAGAAUAUUGCCGUAAUUACAAUGUCACGUGUUGGUGGUGCCGUGUCGGCCAGCAGAACCUUCGAUAUCACGAUGACAUUGAAGGGUGGAAUGGGCGAGCAUCAAUUCAGCAACAUCAACCGUGAGGAGCAGCAGCCUCUGGAGGAAUUCUUCAAGGCCAAGAACAUCCGGUUCAAGAACGAGAUGACGGAUGAUUCUUCUGCACUCCUGGCGGCCGCUCUGGAUAAUGAUGAGAUGAUGGCCUCCAGUGACGACGAAGGCGGACGCGCCGACCGUGGCUCGGCCGAUGAAGACGAGGAGUCUGUGGAUGAGGACUUCGAGGCCUCCUCAGAGUCUGAUGUGGCAGAAGAGUACGACUCUGCUCACGAGAGCAGCGGCGGCAGCGGUAGUGACGCGGAGAUGGAGGACGCUUCCGGCGCAGAGGAUAACGCCUCGGACGACGACGAAGACGAGCGUCCCAAGAAGAAGAGCAAGACUGGUAAAUGAAGCCAGGAGGAAUGAUGAACGUGGAUUUAAAUGCUCUGCGCGAGCGCAGUGCGACAGUGAUGCAUGCAUAAAAACUGGGCCAUGACUACUCUGGGGAAGGGGAGAAUGGCACAUAGCGUCCUUUUUUUUUCUUGGUUCUGGUGUUCUCAAUACCUUAUGUUCUCGCUCUUCCUUCUAUUUUUGUACUAUCAAGGGACCGAAACUGAUCUGGCUGUAUUAACUUAUGACCGUUUGGAUUCCAAAAAAUUCUAAUUAUUAUUAGUCGAUAUCAUUAGUACUCUCCUUCUUCCCGAGCGUUCCAACCUGGGCUAGCCCAUGAACUGUGGGGAAACAGUUGUGCUCAAGACAAGUAAGUGGACACGUGCAGGAUCGAGGCC
Paecilomyces variotii is the source of this 2336-nucleotide messenger RNA. Its product is annotated as FACT complex subunit pob3. Lineage: Eukaryota; Fungi; Ascomycota; Eurotiomycetes; Eurotiales; Thermoascaceae. The transcript has 7 exons. The coding region runs from base 259 to 1959 and encodes 566 amino acids. Gene Ontology annotation, molecular function: DNA binding; nucleosome binding; histone binding. The record is from RefSeq and is a predicted model, not a curated record. Gene Ontology annotation, cellular component: nucleus; FACT complex.